GCGUCGUUCUUCGAAUUUUCCGUUCCGUUUUAGGUUUGUUUUCAGUUUUAGUUUUGUUUUAUUUAGCCGCGAAAACGCCGGCUCGGCUGUCAAAUUCUGUGUACGCAAUAACGUUGAGUGUACGUGUUGUGACGAUCUGGACCUGCUACAGGCCAGUUUGUAUUAAUCCUGUGUGUUUUGGUUUCGUUAUUUGCCGGGAGGUGUGGUUGAGCACGUGUCUUAUCGAUUGCCGGCGUCACAGGAACGGAGGCAACAGCGAUAAGAUUUCGCUCAGUAGCGCCGUCGGACGCGGCGCGAACGCCAACCAUGCAUUAGAUAUCGCACAAACGAUAUCGAAACUGCUUUUCACUUCGGAUGGCUGCAGGGAUGCCGGUUUCCUGAAGAUGGCCUCACGCACCCCGUCCCUUGAGUCGCUGCCCGGUGCCAACUCGAUAGGUUCGCUGGAGCGUGGCUCCUUAUCGCCCCUGACCCUCAGCGGCUCCUCGCCCCCCGCGAGCGACUCCGCUGUAUGUGACCUUCGCGAGUUCGACGGUCUAGACACCACCUGCGCCAUUUGCCGGGAGACGUUCGUCGACCCGAAAGUACUCAACUGCUUCCACACAUUCUGCCGCGGCUGCUUGGAGCGCGAGCAGACACACCCGGACAAAGUAACCUGCGUGACUUGCCGCGUGGACAGCCAGCUCCCGCCGGCUGGCGUACUCGGCCUGCUCACGAACCUCGUGAUCGCCGCUGCUGUCGAGCAGGACGCCGACCUACUCCCGUCCGCUCGCCAGACCAACUCGCCCUCGGCCCGCUGUACCGGCUGCAAAUCUAAGGAAUCAGACGCCGUAGCGCGUUGCGUAGACUGCGCCAAUUUCCUGUGCCCGAACUGCGUUAUGGCGCACCAAUUCAUGCACUGCUUCGAAGGCCACCGAGUGCUGGCUUUCACAGACCUUAAGGAUGACAAGGGCAUGCUCGGAUCGACUCUCACAACCAGCGGGGAUAAAACCGCAUUUUGCCCGCGACACAAGAAUGAUAUCCUCAAAUACUUUUGCCGCACGUGCUCAGUUCCGGUGUGUAAGGAGUGCACCAUCAUCGAGCACCCAGCCGCGUUACACGAUUAUGAGCACUUGUCCGACGCUGGCCCUAAACAACUAGAGCUCAUGCAAGCCGCGGUAAACGAAGCCAAGACCCGCGCCACGGAGAUCAGGCACGUAGUCAAGACUGUCGAACACGCUGCUGGCAAACUACAGGUCCAGUACCAUAAAGCUCAAAACGAAAUUAAUGAUACGUUUCAAUUCUACCGUUCUAUGCUAGAAGAACGCAAACAAGAGCUACUCAAAGAACUCGAAAGCGUAUUCUCAACGAAACAGAUCGCGUUGACGGUUGUAGGCCAGAAAGCUCAAGAGACUGUUGAUAAAAUUUAUCAGACUUGCGACUUUGUAGAACGGCUAACCAAGUGCGCCAAUUUAGCUGAAAUUCUAAUGUUCAGGAAGUUAUUAGAUAAUAAACUGCAGACCUUGAUGCAAACGAAUCCUGAACAAAGCAUGCAAACAGCAUCUGAACUCGAAUUUGUGUCGAAUUAUCAGGCAAUACAAGUUGGAGUACGAAACACUUUUGGAUAUGUCCGCUCGAACCCCGAAAACGUAGGUCCCACCAAGCAACCACCUAUUGCCCGUCCUACAAACGGGUCGCUUUUGAAUGGGGGCUCAUCGUCUAGCAGCAGUAGCGUCAACGGAAGUUCCGGUAGCUUAAACGGUGGUAUCCACCUACCGACCGGACUGAACGGCGUCUUAGACCGUCCCUACAGCAAUGGCCUGCUUGGACCCACCAGCCAGUCCACGUCUCCUUUCGAAUCCAACAUCAUCUCCAAGAGAUUUAACAAUGGCGCGAGUCUCGGGCCAUUCUCUACCGCUAUUGGAGAUAUUAACUUGAAUGGAAUUAAUCCCUAUGAAAAAUGGUCUAAUGGUGGAUGCGACUCGCUCUUUCCUCCCACCAAUAAUGACCCUUACUCACUAACCACUGCCGCACACAAUGAUCCUAUACUAGAUCUGACGAACAAGUUAAUUUCUACUGCCAUUUUCCCACCGAAAUCUCAAAUUAAACGGCAAAAGAUGAUUUAUCACUGCAAAUUCGGAGAGUUCGGAGUUAUGGAGGGCCAGUUCACGGAGCCCAGUGGUGUCGCUGUCAACGCUCAAAAUGACAUCAUCGUCGCCGACACCAACAACCAUCGUAUCCAGAUAUUCGACAAGGAAGGCCGCUUUAAAUUCCAAUUCGGAGAAUGUGGCAAACGCGACGGUCAACUGCUAUACCCUAAUAGAGUUGCAGUGGUGCGCACGUCCGGCGACAUUAUUGUUACUGAGAGGUCUCCCACACACCAAAUACAGAUCUACAACCAAUAUGGCCAAUUCGUGCGCAAAUUUGGCGCCAACAUUCUGCAGCACCCUCGCGGCGUGACCGUCGACAACAAGGGCCGUAUUGUGGUCGUAGAAUGCAAAGUCAUGCGCGUCAUCAUCUUUGACCAAGUGGGUAACGUGCUCCAGAAAUUCGGCUGCUCCAAGCAUUUAGAAUUCCCCAACGGAGUAGUAGUCAAUGACAAGCAGGAGAUAUUCAUCAGCGACAACCGCGCGCAUUGUGUCAAGGUGUUUAACUACGAGGGCAUCUAUCUGCGUCAAAUAGGAGGCGAAGGUGUGACUAACUACCCGAUCGGUGUAGGAAUUAAUGCCGCCGGCGAGAUCCUGAUCGCGGACAACCACAACAACUUUAACUUGACGAUCUUCACUCAGGACGGGCAGCUGGUGUCCGCUCUCGAGAGCAAGGUGAAGCACGCGCAGUGCUUCGACGUGGCCCUGAUGGACGAUGGUUCCGUGGUCCUCGCCAGCAAGGACUACCGGCUCUAUAUCUAUCGCUACGUGCAAGUGCCGCCUAUAGGCAUGUGAGCCCCCCGCUCUGAUCACAUCAGAUCGAAUUGACCGAUGAACUAUACGCCAAAAAACCAUUUGUUGAAUCGCAAAUAACUUGCAAGUGAACGGAUCGGCCAGAUGUGUCAAUUUUUGAAUAGUUGCAUGUGACAAUUUUGAUGUGAAUUAAUGGACUUGAUAGUUUUUGUAAGUGCAAGUGUUACGAUUGCGGCUGUCUCGAUGUGAUCAAUUCAACUAACGGUGGAAUUCUUGAAAUAGUUUUUGGCAUAAAAUCUCUGUAUGCAUUAUUUCGGAACUGUAAUGAGAUUAGUCAUAGUAUUGACAUUGUUAUUCGAGUACCUAUUUAAGGAUGGAGAUUAUUCCGUUGAAUCGAUCCAAGCAUAACGAACGGUGUUCUCGACCCUAUCAUUUUUUGAUCUAUUGAAUAAUAUUUUUUCAUAUCCCACAUCGUUAAAUUAGGGAUGAAUAUUAAGGGCAUUUGUAUUAUUUAGCCCAUUUGUUGGACCAAUAUUUUAACUAUUAUUACUUAACAAAUUGUUAGGCGUUAAGCGUGUGAUUUUAUCGUAAUAAGAGAGCAUCGAGCGGUAUUGUUGUUAGUUGUAAGGUAUUCUUCGGCACAAUGGCACUUCCUGUUUUUGAUUAGCACUUAUUCUGUGUCGAUGGAAAUAUGAUUAUGAAACUAAGUAAGAAGUUGUUACAUUAUUAUUAGGUAAGUGUUAAAUUGAUUGAGCUAAUGUGGACAAUCAUUAGUUACUACCCUCUUGAUGUAGUUACAAAAUUAGGGAAAGUGAUGGUAGGGGUUUUAUCAAUGACAAAGUUGACUGCGGCGUUCCUUGGACACUACUCGAGCAAUGCUACAGGUCCUUCCCUGCGGCGUUCUAUGCAGAGCGCAAAGUUUUGAUACCACGAAACUGUGACUGAUCGAAAAUGUUUUAUAGACCUCAGCUCAGUUCAGAAUUAGAUACGCCACUCCUCUUCCAACAUUAACCUUGAGUAUUAUAAAGCAUUUUAGAUUAUGAUGUUAAUAAGUUAUGAAUGAAAUGGCUGUAGUUUCUUUAUAUUUGUUGGAAGACUUCUGUCCCGACCGAUGUCAGUACCGCCUAGUCACUGAGAGCCCACGGACCUGAAAUUCAUGUUUUCGUUGUUUUAAAGAUAAGUAACAUUUGGUUGAUAAUAAUAUUGUUCGUUUUUAUACAAAUCUAGUAAUUGAAUAUGUUUUUAGCAAUUGGACACGGUAGUAACUAGUAGAGCACUUUAGGAAAUGGUCGUCUCGCUAGACUUUUUUUAAUAAUUAUAAUUUUUGAGAUUUUGAUACGUGUAACUAGCGUUUCUCUACUUACUGGAGUAUUAUAGCUCACUCGGUAUACAAAUAACUAUGCAAUUUGUUAUUCUGGUAAGAUAUUUUUUUUAUGUGGAAACAACUUUAUUUUUGUAGCAGUAGUAUUAUACGGUGCAUGUGUAACGUUUACUUUUUGUAUUUUAUGAAUAUUAUGCUAUAAUUUUUUACUUCAUUACCGUGUGUGAGUGUGUUAGCAGAAUUAUUUUAGUUUGAUUUCAAUAGUUUUGGUUUUCUUAGUGAAUAAUUGUUUUUAGUUAUUUUUAAUCGCUGAAUCUAUGACAAGUGAAGAGAUCUGAUUCGAUCCGUCUAUUACGGUCGGUGGAUCUAUUUCUUAAUUUUUGAUCUGCAUUAGUAUAUUGCUUAGGUUAUGAUGAGUUCGGUGAUAUUCCAAUGGUCUAAACUAAAGUGAGUCUGUAGAUUGAAGGCGCGUCGCGAGGGCGGGGGCCGCGGCCUCGCUUACCUGCAACACAUGUGCCAUACAACUUUGUUGUGAUUUAAUAAAUAAUAUUUAGUAUCGUUUGUAAAUAUGUACCAUACAACUUUGAUUACGGAAUCUAAUUAUAAGCCUCCGAUGAACUCGAUCGUACAUCUUACUCGUUAGUGCAAUUGUGUCUCGAUUAUUUUAUGAACUAAUUACCUACUCGCUAAACAUUUCGCGCAUUAUUUCAUUUAUCGCUUGCACUCUUGCACUAUCGUUAGCAUUCUGAAACAGCAGAUUUUCUUUAUGCUUGUUAUUUUUCAAAAAUUGCGACCCACGGAGUUCUUGCCAAUCACGACGCGUCUUCGAUUCAAUAGUAAAAUUUCGUUUUUAAAUUUGGAUACUCACUAGAUUAGGUGAAGUAGAAUUUAUUUUCAGAUCUCUAGAGUCGAAAUUUCAGUGAUGAGUCACCAAUGAUUUAAUGUAGGCUGCCCUGUUCCUAGUAAAUUAUUACCAUUCCUAAGAUCGGACGUUAAUAUUGUAUUUCACUUAAUCUACUGAAUCGAGUCUAUUGAUUUUAGGUGCCGUAGCCUGCUUCAUCUCACUUCAUUUUGAUGAAUCGUUACAACAUACUUCAUUUCAUUCCAACGUGUCAUCUAAUAAAAUCUAUAGUUGCUUUACAAUCUUGACCGAUUAAUUUAGUUAAUAAAAUGCACAAUUCGUCUAAAUGAAUUGAGGUUACGCUAAACAAGGAAUACAAUCAGUUAGACUUUGCAAAAGAUUCAUUCGUAAAAAUUACGCCAUCAUUGUAUACAAACAGAAAAUAUCCGAUCCAUCUACAUUAUGAAAUCCUGUCGUAAUGUUUACGAAUGACUUCAGUAACUACAUACGCUUCUACUUAAUUUGAGAUCGUUACAACGUAUUAUAUUUAUAUUAAGUAUAGCAUAGUAUCAAAAUUUUAUCGUAAGAUUUGCAAAUUAUGACAACUACACCUACACCUUCAAUGUAAAGCAGUGUAAUCCUUUCGAACGUUUUUUUAAUUAUGACGGUAUGAGUUAGUUAUUUUAUUUUUAACCCAAUACGGUAUUUUAAGUUACAUCCCUAUUGAUUUAUUAUUACAAAUUUCGUUCACAUUUAACUUUUUUGUGUUUUUG
Messenger RNA from Leguminivora glycinivorella, 5811 nucleotides. RefSeq names its product brain tumor protein (gene brat). Gene Ontology annotation, biological process: negative regulation of translation. The record is from RefSeq and is a predicted model, not a curated record. Lineage: Eukaryota; Metazoa; Arthropoda; Insecta; Lepidoptera; Tortricidae. The coding region runs from base 384 to 2918 and encodes 844 amino acids. Gene Ontology annotation, molecular function: protein binding; zinc ion binding; mRNA 3'-UTR binding. The transcript has 5 exons.